Molecule: messenger RNA, 1077 nt
Organism: Vigna angularis (adzuki bean)
Lineage: Eukaryota; Viridiplantae; Streptophyta; Magnoliopsida; Fabales; Fabaceae
Product: amidophosphoribosyltransferase, chloroplastic-like
Exons: 3
Coding region: 1-1077 (358 amino acids)
Biological process (GO): purine nucleotide biosynthetic process
Cellular component (GO): cytoplasm
Molecular function (GO): amidophosphoribosyltransferase activity
Source: RefSeq, a predicted model, not a curated record
AUGGAGAAGAAGAUAGAAGAUCCUAUUUUAUAUGGUUUCAUUCGGAGCAUGCUUGAUGCUAGAGUGUUAAAUCUAGAGUUUGGGGGUUUUCCUAAGGGAAAUGGUCUCCCACAAGAAGGGGUUUUGUCAUUGAAUAUUUACCUUGACCUCUUUGACAUUGAAUUUUGCAGGCUGUCGAUGAAAUAUGAAGGCAUAUGCGAUGGAGGGCUAAAUGAGCGAGAGAGGAAGAGUUCUGGUGUGAAAGUUUACUCUUGUCGCUAUAAGGAUGAGAUUUGUUUUGUAGUUUAUGGUUCAAGGGAUGUUGUUGUUAAUUUGAGCAGAUUAUCUGAGUUGCUCGGCUCCUGCGCCAUUGCCAACGUCCGCUACUCCACCGCUGGCCACUCCAAGCUCGUGAGCGUCCAACCCUUCGUUGCCGGCUACCGUUUCGGCUCCGUCGCCGUCGCGCACAAUGGAAACUUCGUGAACUACCGCUCCAAACUGGAAGACAAUGGGUCCAUCUUCAACACGACCUCCGACACCGAGGUCGUGCUCCACCUGAUUGCCACCUCCAAGCACAGACCUUUCCUACUCAGAGUCGUGGAUGCCUGCGAGAAUCUGAAGGGGGCGUACUCCCUGGUGUUCCUCACGGAGGACAAGCUGGUGGCUGUGAGGAACCUCUUCGGGUUCCGACCUUUGGUGAUGGGAAGGAGAAAGAACGGCGCUAUGGUUUUCGCCUCGGAGACAUGCGCGCUGGAUUUGAUCGAUGCGACGUAUGAGAGAAAGGUGAACCCGGGUGAGGUUGUGGUGGUGGACCACACGGGAAUCCAAUCCCUCUGCCUCGUGACUCAUCAGGAGACAAAGCAAUGCAUCUUCGAGCACAUAUACUUCGCACUUCCCAACUAUGUUGUCUUCAGGAGGUCUGUGUACGAGUCUAGGAGGAAAUUCGGGGAAAUACUGGCCACUGAGAGCCCCGUUGAGUGCGACGUUGUGAUUACGGUUCCCGAUUCUGGGGUGGUGGCUAUGCUUGGCUAUGCUGCAAAAGCUAGGGUUCCCUUUCAGCAGGGGUUGAUAAGGUCGCACUAUGUGGGGAGGACUUAA